UCCGAUUUCCGCAUGAUGUGUCAAUAAAACAAAUAACUUCAUUUUCAGGCGAUGUGAAUGGGAUAUUGCUUGGAUAUCGUUGCCUACAGUCCGGUUCACAUCUCUAAUCUGACAAAAUGGACUACUCUGGGAAAGAAAAGGAAGCCAUGGCCAUUAUGGCCGAGGCGGACAAGAAGAUGAAAACGUCGCAUUCGUUAUUCGGGACAUUUUUUGGGAGUUCUUCCAAGGUUGAGGAGGCCUGCGACAUGUAUGUGAGAGCUGCCAAUAUGUUCAAGAUGGCAAAGAACUGGAAUGCUGCAGGAGAUGCUUUCUGCAAAGCUGCGCUUCUGCAUUUAAAGGUGGACAGCAAGCACAAUGCAGCCAUGAACUUCCUAGAUGCUGGCAAUGCAUUCAAAAAGGCUGAUCCUCAAGAGGCGAUAGGCUGUUUCUCUCGGGCUAUUGACAUCUACACAGAUAUGGGGCGCUUCAAUAUUGCUGCAAAACACCACAUAUCUGUUGCAGAAAUCUAUGAAUCGGAGUUACUGGACAUAGACAAAGCUAUUGCUCAUUAUGAACAGGCAGCAGAUUAUUACAAAGGGGAGGAGUCCACCAGUGCAGCUAACAAGUGUCUACUUAAAGUGGCGAACUAUGCGGCUCAAUUGGAGCAGUACCAGAAAGCCAUAGAAAUAUUUGAGCAGAUUGGUACUUACUCCAUGGACACUACACUGUUGAAGUAUGGUGCUAAAGAUCAUUUCUUCAAAGCUGCGCUGUGUCACUUCUGUGUGGACAUGCUUAACUGCAAGCUGGCUGUACAGAAAUAUGAAGACAUGUUUCCAGCCUUCUCUGAUGCCAGAGAGUGCAAACUUCUUAAGAAACUUCUUGAUGCACAUGAUGAGCAGAAUAUUGAUGCAUACGCUGAUGCAGUAAGGGAAUUUGACUCCAUCACAAGGCUUGAUCAGUGGCAGACCACCAUGUUGCUAAGAAUCAAGAAGACCAUUCAGGAUGAAGAGAGUGACCUUCGCUAAUAUGAAGUCAUGAAACCCGUUCUCACACCCUUAUCAUUCCUUUCUUAUCAUAUAUAUAUAUAUAUAUUAAUUUAUUUAUUUACAUGUGGGUAAAUGAAGGUCAAAAAGCCUUUACUGCUGAAACCUAACAAAUCCUACUGUCUUAAAACAAAAAGUAAUACAACUUUUAUCCAGCAGGACACUGUGAAGUCUUUUAGAAUAACAUUAUCCCAUUAUAAAUGUAUCUCAUUAGAAAUUUCAUUUAAUGUGUUAACGUUUUUGUUUAUGCCUGUGCAGCUUCAGUUGUUUUAGCUAUUUCUCUUUUAUUAAGGGUUGUAACAUAUAUUUUGUUUCUCAGUCACUGUGUCAAUAUUUAUUAAUAGUAUUUAAUGAUGAUUAUAAUUCUUUAUAAGUGUGCACAUCAAUACUGUAACAAUAAUCAGCUAGAAAUCAGCUGAAAACACUAAUUGCUAUUUUCCUCUAUGGAGGAAAUGAUUAGGAACUCCUAUAUCUUAGUGAAAUUAACUAAUUUAAAAAUGGAGUCAUAAUUAAUCAAGAUACAGACAUGUAGUUUUUGAUUUAACACAUAAAGGAGUGACUGCAUGAUGGUAAUGCAUUUUAUUUUUUGACUUGAUGAUGAGGAUAUCAGUCCUCUAGUUACUCUUUGCGAAGAUAAACUGGUUAAGUGCAAUGAGUACAGUGAAUGAAACGGGUCUUACCUGAGAAACCAGCUUGUGUUAUGUCCUAGUUUUAAUUAAAGGGAUAGUUCACCCAAACAUAAAAAUACUCAUUAUUUACCCUCAGGUGGUUCCAAAUCAUUAUGACUUUUAAACACAAAAGAAGAUAGUUUGAAAAAUGUUGGAAACUGGUAACCACUGACAACCAUAGUAGGAAAUACUACAAAUCAAAUACUAUGGAAGUCAGUGGUUACAGGUUUCCAGCAUUCUUUAAAAUAUCUUCUUUUGUGUUCAACGGGAGCAUAAACUCAAACCAGGUUUGUGACAAGUGAAGGGCGAGUAAAUGGUGACAGAUGUUUUAUUUUUGGAUGAACUCUUUGAUGCUGUCUUAAUUCUCUGAUGCUAUCUAUACGAUGAUAUCUCUUUAACCCUUUAACCACCCCACCAAGAAAAAAAAAUGCUUGGAUUGCAUUUCUUAACUCCUAAUGUUUAAGAAAUCCUCCUUAACACAUCCCAUAAUUUCUAAUAUAUCAGCUUCUACCAAAUGGUUGAUAUGUCGGUUUAUGGUAAAAGUACUGGACUUAAUACAUAUACUAUGAAAAAUCUGAAAAUAUGAAGUGUAAGACCAAUUUAUUAAAAAAAUAUAUUAAAGAUAAAAAAUUUUGAAUACUAAAUCAUCUUUAUUUUUUGAAGUAUGCCAUAAGAUAUGUUGAAUUGUCAUUUAACAUGAUUUUAGUCUUAUUGUAAAAAAAAAACAAACAAGCAAGAAAACAAGUGUAGUAGUGCAACAGGAUGUUUGUUUGAUUUUGAUAAUUUUUUUUGUAAACUAACAAUGCUGUGUGUGCAAGCCAUUCUUUAAAACAGUCAUUCUUUAAAUGACUUUAACAGUCAUUAUUUAAAACAGUAAAAACAUGGUCAACCGUUUGGUAGAGAGACAGUUAAAGGGUUAAGCUAAUAUCAUGCUGAAUUUUAUUUAAUUAGGGAUGCACUGAUAUGUCAUUUUUGACCGAUACCAAUAACUCUGUAAAUUUGGAGGCUGAUAUAUAUAAUUUUUCAAUUUUUGUCUACACGAUUGCAAAACAAGUGGCAGACGUACAAAGUGAACAGCUGAUUUUAUUUAAAACUUUAAUUUCCGAAAAGUUCGAUCUGAUCUCUCAACUUUAUUAAUCAGUUAUUCUUUACUAUGACCAACUUGCUUUUAUAUAAAUAUAAUCUACAGAUUGAGCAAAACAAAACUGCAUAGAUACAGCAAACAUAUCACAAAAAAUAGUGGUGUAACCCUGGUGUCCUGGCCAAAUUCCCUUCAUCGGCCCUUACCCUCACCUUAUUUAAUGAUUGUGAAGUGCUUUGGGUGUAUGGCCAUACAUGAUGAAUGCGCUAUAUGAAUACACAUUACAUUACAUUACUCAACAUUAACCAAAAUGAAAUAGCUUUAAAAUAAUAAAAAAGUAGCAGGUCGCAGGCAUGUUAAGUAAAUUAACCAGCAGAAAUAAUACAUAAUUUAUCGGCUUAAAGAUUUCAGCCUUAUACUGUUAUCAGACGGAUAAUGAUAACAUUAAAAACAGCAUUUAUGUCAGCGCCAAUAGCGUAGUGGUUAGAGCAUCAACACAUGCAAAACCCCCCAAAAUAAUUAUUAAAAAACAAAUAGCAUUUAUUUGUCGAUAUUAAAAUGGUUGCAGAUAUAUAUAUAUAUAUAGUGCAUCCCUAAUUUUAUUGGUAUGUUACAACACUCAUAUUGUUUGUUAUCUAAUAAGUAUUAAAAAUUACAGUCUUAUUUAUUAAGUUGAUCAUUCUUUCAAUGUUAAUCUACACACAUUUUCUCAUGUUACAACUAGUCAUGUGCCAUUACAGGAAAUUGAGCAUGGAAAGCAUAAAUGUAAUGCAAAAAAAAUAAAAUAGUAGAAGCAUGCAUUUAUUCAUUGAACUGGUUUAAAAAGCUAAUAAACGAUUUGAUUCCCUCAA
Messenger RNA from Danio aesculapii, 3622 nucleotides. RefSeq names its product N-ethylmaleimide-sensitive factor attachment protein, alpha a (gene napaa). Bases 117 to 1004 code for a protein of 295 amino acids. Gene Ontology annotation, biological process: synaptic transmission, glutamatergic; regulation of synaptic vesicle priming; intracellular protein transport. Gene Ontology annotation, cellular component: terminal bouton; vacuolar membrane; synaptobrevin 2-SNAP-25-syntaxin-1a complex. NCBI's taxonomy places the organism in Eukaryota, Metazoa, Chordata, Actinopteri, Cypriniformes, Danionidae. The transcript is spliced from 11 exons. Gene Ontology annotation, molecular function: soluble NSF attachment protein activity; syntaxin binding. The record is from RefSeq and is a predicted model, not a curated record.